GUGCUUUAUCUGUUUGUGUUUGUUGCCACGUCCAGAAAUCCUAGCCACUCUCCCCUAUAGGGAUUCUAUACUUGGGAACGGCAAACAAGAUAAGAGAAUGUAUAAUAAAUGGUAGGAUAUUGACUAAUUUAGAGCAACAGAAAGUCCUUGAGUGCAUGCCUACUGCUGCUUGAAGCUAGAUGACAAAUAAUUACAGUAGUUAAGGAGACUUACAGACUAUUUUCUACUUUUAGCCUAGAUGCUGAAUGGAGGGACAGGGUGGUUAUAUGAAAGCUGCAUAGCAAGCAAUUUAAGUCACAGUCAAAGUCCUGGAUACCAAAUUACUGAAAAAAUGUCACAAAAGAUAAUGUGCAGAAAAAUGUCGCUAAGACUUACAUUCUUUAACUUUGAGGAAAGGUUCAAUAGACUGGGCUUGUCUUUAUGGAACAGAGAGAAGUUCAGGGGAGAUUUAAUUGAUUAAUAAAAUACUAGGUAUGUCGAUAGAAUGGGUAGAAAAGGCUUCUUUCCCUCAUCAGAGGCACCGAUAAUCAGAGACAUUAUUUAUAGCAUUUGGUAUAAGGUUUAAUCUAAAGUUGAGCAAGUAUUUUCUGCUCAGAGGAUAGCGUGGGUCUCAACUUCAAUCUCUGGAAAGGUGGAAGCACAUUAUGUUUAAAAAGUAUGUGACAGACGUUGAAAUCUACGAAGGUGUUGAAGAACUAGAAAAUACGAUUAGGUUGGCCAACUGGAUGUGCGCACAGACGCGAUGGCCCGAAUGACUUCUAAUAGAGUUGUAAGUCUUUCUACUCCCGUGAUUCAGGGCUGCUUUCAUUGUUUAAUGUAAAAUUACUAUGGCGAACUCUGAAAAGCGGUGCUGGUUUUUCGGUGUACCGAAUCCUCCCGCCUCCAACGAGCUGCGUUUGGUCUCCAGCGUCAUCGAGUCGAUGCAACGUGAGACGAGCAGCGCCGCAGCAGCGAGCCCAGCACUUGUACUCUGUCAGACAGACCCUGCAGCAAGGAGGACCGGCUCUUCACAACGCACCUUGCAUACAAGCAAAAGUUCAACUCUAAGUCGAUAAGACUAUGGACGCUCCAGUGGUAAUUACUAGAGAAGGCAUGGGUUCCAAGUUUGUGUUGUACUCUGAUGAACGUACCCCUGCCAUUAUCCCAAACAGCACUUUCCCAACUACUUCAUAUUAUUGGGAAAAUAGCACCGAUUUUUUUGACUUUCACACGAACACAGUGAACACCCUUAUUCCCAUCAGUAUCACCGCUGUCUAUUCGCUCAUUUUUGUGGUGGGUACGGUGGGCAAUUGCCUAGUUAUGUACGUGAUCGUCAGACACACCAAGAUGAAGACAGCUACCAACAUCUAUAUUUUUAAUCUUGCUGCAGCAGAUGCUCUAGCAACAAGCACAAUGCCUUUCCAGAGUGCUGAUUAUUUGCUGGGAUCUUGGCCAUUUGGAGAUACAUUGUGUAAAAUAGUGGUCUCCAUUGAUUAUUACAAUAUGUUUACUAGCAUUUUCACAUUGACAAUGAUGAGUGUUGAUCGAUAUAUUGCUGUGUGCCAUCCAGUGAAGGCUUUGGAUUUCCGUACCCCUUUGAAGGCAAAAGUGAUAAAUGUUUGUAUCUGGAUCCUUGCCUCAGUUAUUGGCAUACCUGUUACAGUGCUGGGGGGCACUGGGACCAGGAAUGAUAGCGUCGAAUGUGAAUUGAAAUUCCCUCAACCCUACUGGUACUGGGACACAGUACUGAAAAUCUGUGUUUUUAUCUUUGCCUUUGUUAUCCCGGUUCUCAUCAUCUCAGCAUGCUACAGUCUGAUGAUUCUACGUUUAAAGAGUGUGAGGCUGCUAUCUGGUUCCAGAGAGAAAGACAGAAACCUGCGUCGAAUCACACGUAUGGUCCUCAUUGUUGUAGCAGUUUUCAUCAUCUGUUGGACUCCCAUUCACAUUUUUGUAUUAGUCAAAGCUUUGACAGAUGUGCCUGAAACUACAGUAGUAUCUGCCUGCUAUUAUUUCUCAGUAGCUCUUGGCUAUACCAAUAGCAGCCUUAAUCCCAUUCUCUAUGCUUUUCUGGAUGAAAAUUUUAAAAGGUGCUUCAAAGAUUUUUGCUGUUCCUCAGGGAUGAAGCUCGAAUUGCAGACCAGCAGCAGAGUAAGGAACACCACACACAAUGCAUUGUUCCGCAAUAGUGUCGGGAAUGCAAACCGGGAAGUAUGACUAGCAGUGGAAAUGUCAUCUCUGGCACCCCAAGCAAGAGAUGACUUUCAGGAUUUAGGUGUGACUCAAAUUACUUCUGAACUUUAAUUCUUCUUUGGAUGAAGAAAAUGAGGUCUAUUUAGCAUUAUAAUACAUGCACUGAUUUGGCCUUUGAAAUUUACUCAACAGAGCAACUGAUCAGUAUGCAUGGGAAAAUGAGUUUCAUUUUAGUAUUCUUUGGCACAAAAUAACAUAUUUAGCAUCUAAGCUAGAUAAUUAGCAUUGAUUCUGAAUUAGUGCUGCAUUUACAUUCCCAUUUCAAUGGGCGAUUGAGUAUGGCAAAUUAACGUGGCAGACUAUGCUACUUUGGAUACAUUGGUUAUAUAAUUCCAAAGUUUACUUUCUAAAAGUGCUCUCAUUGUAAAAUAGCAACAACCAACUGACACUCUGCAAACUGAAACAAUUUCAAAUAUGUUGUGAAAAUCUUAAAAUCAGAUUAAAAGAAGCUUUCUACAGUCAAUCAUACACAAAAUUAUAGGUGUCAUAAAAUGUGCUGUUACCAACUUAUCAAUGCUUUUACAUAAAAGAUGUUGAGUAUUUCAAUUAUAUAAAAUAAAUACAAAUUGAAAGUACUGCGUCCAAUAACAGUAAGUGGAAUGUCAUUUUAGAAAAAAUAGUUCUACUUGCAAACCAAGACCAAAAUGCUUUUGUUUGUAAAACAAAUUUGCAUACUAAAGUUUUAAGAGCAAAAGACUUUUAUCGUGAGCUGCGGUUGGGAUGUAAAAUUUCAUUUAACAAACAUAUCGCUCAAAGACAAGUCUGAAUGUAAAUGACUAUAUUCCAGAACUGAGACUGAGGCAAUGAAGUGGGGUUUGGAAGAGGCAAUUAAGUCUAAAUCAAGAAGCCAAAAGUCCUUAAUCUGACAAGUGAUGUGCAAUAGAAAGGUUAAAUAAAAUGCAACAGAAAGCUUACUGGAAUCAAUUUUACAACAGUACACUCAUGACAAAGAUCUUCACUUGCCAAUCAGAAAGGAAAUCACAAAUUUUUGACUAUUGCAUAAAUUAUGUCCACGGAAAUAUUUAUCUUUAUUAAAAUGUUAUUAAUUGCUGUUUUAAAAUGUGACUGUGAAUUUAAAGAAAAAUUAGAACAUGUGUAAAUGUUUUAUCUUUGCUACUAACAUAUUGUAAGAUGUUUACAUAUUGACAUAUUUCUAUUGUAAUUGAAGAAAAAUAAUCAAAUUGUGCUACGUAACCUCACUCACCGAGUUCUUGUUGGCAAUUUUCUGGUGCUCAGAACAGUACCUGUGCUGCAUUUAAAAUUGUCAGAUUAUUUUGCCCUGGUGUUGCACACUGUUCACUAUUUUGAUGUAUGUAAAUAUUUUCAGAAAUGUAGUCAGUCAUGUAUUGGAAUUGGUGUUGUCUUGAUUUUGAAUAUGUUUGUGAAAUUGAUAUUAAAUAAAA
Messenger RNA from Chiloscyllium plagiosum (whitespotted bambooshark), 3632 nucleotides. RefSeq names its product opioid receptor, kappa 1 (gene oprk1). Gene Ontology annotation, molecular function: dynorphin receptor activity; neuropeptide binding. NCBI's taxonomy places the organism in Eukaryota, Metazoa, Chordata, Chondrichthyes, Orectolobiformes, Hemiscylliidae. The record is from RefSeq and is a predicted model, not a curated record. Gene Ontology annotation, biological process: neuropeptide signaling pathway; G protein-coupled opioid receptor signaling pathway; sensory perception of pain. Gene Ontology annotation, cellular component: neuron projection; plasma membrane.